AUGUCUCAAUCUCGUCCGGUGGCGCCGUUAUCGACAAUUCUUAGGGCGAAAAUUAGGCAACCGCAAUUUUACUGGUUUUUGGGCCACUUGUUGACGCUGUACCAUUUCGUCAGAUACAGUGUGUCAUUUUCGGCAAGGUCGAUCGGCCACCAUUACUCGCGCGCGCUGCUGUUUAUUACAAUAACGUAUGGGAUAGUACUGUACCAGUUCUACAAGUCGGGCCAACUGACGAUUGCGAACGCACGGCAACAGCUGCGGACGCUGGACAAUUUACAAUAUUUCACGGUGGCGUUGGUAUUGUACGUGUGUGCGAACGCGCAUGUGGUGAAAGGGGCACUGACAGCGCCUGCGAUUUUCUCGCUGUUCCAUUCGUUGAACUACUUCAAGGACAAUCUGUUGCCGUUCUUGCCGUUUAGUCCUGUGCUGAAGACAGCUGCGGCGGACCGAGUGACGUUUUUCAUCACGCAGUACAAUGAGAAGUUUUUGAUGGUGGCACAGAACAUCGAGAUCGUAACUGCAUUUCCCUGCAUGCUGAUGUUGCCACUGACAUACAUAAAGCUGCUAGUGAGGUUCAGCGGAGCACAGGUUUUGCAUGCUUUGAGUGUGGGGGCAUAUCUAAGCUUUUUCAAGCUUAGAUACACACAGAACCCGCAGAUGCGGCAGUUGUUGCAUGCGCAGUACGUGGGACCGGCGGACGCGAUGGUGCAAGCGCGGUUCCCACAACUGAUGCACAGAUGGCAAUCGGUGAAGCAUCUGGUGGGGCUGGUGUUUGGGCUGAUCCCGAUAUAG
Molecule: messenger RNA, 789 nt
Organism: Lachancea fermentati
Lineage: Eukaryota; Fungi; Ascomycota; Saccharomycetes; Saccharomycetales; Saccharomycetaceae
Source: the annotation of a GenBank genome assembly